ACUGACAGCGUUUGAUCUUUUCAUGGUUGGCGGAUGAAUGAAAAAUGAUAAGAAGUAACUAUAAAUAGACAUCCUCCGCCAUAUUCGAUACCGGUAUACAUUGUACAUGGAGACAUUCUGAGGUCAACUAUAAGAUGGCGCUGCCCAGGUUACCAUUCCUAAGCCUGACUACAAUUCUGGUUGUUCUUAGCCACCUCUCUACGGCCGUCGACCGAUCAAACUUCAAGACAUGUGACCAGAGUGGAUUUUGCAAACGGCAUCAUAAUAUGCAGCCGGGUGCCUCAGCCUACGAGGCAUUGAUGGAUACUCUAGACAUUAAAGAGGCUGGGUUGACAAUGACUCUGUUGAAUGCAAAGGACAGUGUUAAGUUCAAGUUAGAGGUGUCGGGGCUUUCGGGCGGAAUGGUUCGAAUGAGGAUAACUGAGCUUGAACCUUUACGGCCAAGGUAUGAGCCACCUGUUGGUGAUACUCUGGUGAGUGAACCAGAGUUGGGUGGGAUAACCGUUGAGAAGAAAUCUGACCAAGUUUUGGUUGGAUAUAACGAGUAUCAGCUUGUCAUCCAGGCAAAACCAUUCAGACUUGACAUUGUAGAAGGCAACACCCUAAUCCUCAGUGUCAAUUCCAAGGGGCUGUUGAAAUUCGAACACUCCAGGAACAAGGGCGAUGUGGAGGUGAAAAAGCCUGAGGAACAAGCGGGAGAGGAGGCCAAGGAAGGGGAUGAGGAAACUAAACCUGACCCUCAACCUGCUGAGGAACCUGAUCUAUGGGAAGAGUCAUUCAAGGGUCACGCUGACACUAAACCUAAUGGACCUACUUCCAUUGGUUUGGAUUUUGCUUUCCCAGGAUUUGAACAUGUCUACGGUAUUCCUGAGCAUGCUGAUUCCCUGGCCCUGAAAUCAACAAAAGGUGGCGAUCCCUACCGUCUUUACAAUCUCGACGUCUUCGAAUAUGAGCUCUACAACCCCAUGGCCCUCUAUGGAUCCGUGCCGUUGAUGCUGGCACACAACGUAGAGAGAACAAUCGGACUAUUUUGGUUGAACGCUGCCGAGACCUGGGUUGAUAUUAGUAACAGUAAAGCAGAUAAGUCUGUGUUCAGUAAGGUUGUUGACUUUGUUAAGGGGGACAAUGACUUGCCUGAAGUGGACACCCACUGGUUUUCUGAGAGCGGUAUCAUUGAUGUCUUCUUCCUACUGGGACCUUACCCUGACUCAGUAUUCAAUCAAUAUGGAUCAUUGACUGGAACCACUCCGCUGCCACCUCUGUUCGCUAUUGCGUAUCAUCAGAGUAGGUGGAACUACAAUGAUGAGGAAGACAUCAAACGACUUGAUGCCAUGUUUGAUGAGCAUGACAUCCCUGUUGAUGCUCUUUGGUUAGACAUUGAACAUACAGAAGGCAAACGAUACUUCACGUGGGACAAGACAAAAUUUCCACAUCCUGAUGAUAUGGUCAGGAACAUAUCUAAGAAAGGUCGGAAGAUGGUUACAAUUAUUGACCCACACAUCAAGAGAGAUGAUGGAUGGGAACUGCACAAAGAAGCCCAAAGCAAGGCACUCUAUGUGAAGAACAAGGAUGGGAAUGAGUAUGACGGAUGGUGCUGGCCUGGGUCGUCAAGCUAUCUCGACUUUGUUGACCCCUCUGUUCGUGAGUGGUGGGCCGAUCGAUUCAAUCCAACUCUCUAUGAGGGCUCCAACUAUCACCUGUUCACUUGGAAUGACAUGAAUGAACCAUCAGUUUUCAACGGUCCUGAAGUCACAAUGUACAAGGACAAUAAGCACUUUGGUGGUUGGGAGCAUAGGGAUGUACACAACAUCUACGGUUUGUAUGUGCAAAUGUCCAGUGCACUUGGUCUGAUCAAAAGGUCGGAUAAUAAUGAGCGUCCAUUUGUUCUGUCACGGGCAGUGUUUGCCGGUUCUCAGCGAUGGGGUGCCAUCUGGACUGGCGACAACACCGCUGAAUGGUCACACUUGAAGAUCUCUGUUCCUAUGAUCCUCUCUCUGAGUGUAACUGGCAUCUCAUUCUCCGGGGCAGACGUUGGAGGUUUCUUCAGGAAUCCCGAUAAUGAGCUCCUGACCAGAUGGUAUCAGGCGGCUGCCUACCAGCCGUUCUUCCGUGCCCAUGCCCAUGUGGACACCCGUCGCCGCGAACCAUGGCUACUUCCAACGGAGAACAAGCAGAUAAUUCGCUCUGCCAUCCGGGCACGCUACUCCUUGCUACCAUUCUGGUACACCCUCUUCUACCAGGGAGAAACAAGUGGUAGUCCCGUUAUGAGGCCGCUGUGGGUGGUUUUCCCAAAAGAUGCUGCCACCUUUGCCAUGGAUGAUCAGUAUAUGUUAGGUAAUGCUCUGUUGGUCCAUCCAGUGACCGAGAGUGGCGCGACAAGUGUCUCUGUCUAUUUCCCCGAAGGGAUAUGGUAUGAUAUUGACAACUACAAGAGAUUUGUUGGCCCCAAGACCGAGUCAAUUCCAGUCACCCUCAGCAAGACACCAGUAUUCCAGAGGGGCGGUGCCGUCAUUCCACGUAAAGAGAGAAUUCGCCGAGCCGCCAACUUGGGCCGUUACGACCCCUAUACUCUCAUUGUGUGCCUUGAUAAAGAUGGUACAGCAUAUGGGGAUUUGUACAUAGAUGACUAUCAUACAUUCCGUUACAAAAAGAGAGAGGAGUUUAUCCAUAGAGCCUUUUUAUUCCGAGAUAAUAAAUUGGAAAAUAAGAAUGUAGACAUGAAUGGUAAAUAUACCACAAAGUCUUCGCUAGAACGGGUCGUUAUUGCUGGUUUGAAGAAGAAACCAACAAAAGUAGAAGUUUCAGGUAUAUUUUAUAAAGCAAGAGCAUUGGACUUUUCCUAUUCGGGAGAGAAAUAUUUGCUUGUUAUUAGGUUGCCAAUGGUUAACAUAGGUGAUGACUGGACAAUAGCGCUGGAAUACUAAUUUUUAGGUACGAAUAAAUCUUUGUGAAAGGCGGUCUGUUCAACAACUUUUUACACCCAACUUUCAUCCAUUUUUGCCACUACUACUGUAAACCUUGAAAUUCAAUUAUGUUCAAUAGUACAUGUACUGUAAACACUUGCAAAAAUUCACCUGCUAACCUGGUACCAGUAAUUCUGGUAGCCGCCAGUGUACUUUCUGUGUACAUAUUCUUGCCGUGCUGAUGAUAUGGCUCUGUCUUGUCCCUCCAGUGUGUCCAAAAAUUUUGAUUUGGAAUGACAGUGUGCGGUAUCCUUUUCAUCUUAAAAUAUGUGACAUUAAAGAAUGUCUGGAAGAGGUCUGGAAUUGACUUAGUUGCCAGGCCUUGGACUGUGCACCUUAGGUAAAUUUGGGAUCGAUCUAGACCAUGCGAUGGACGGGACACAGCCAACUUUAGGCCACACUUUUUUAUCACUUGGAUUAAAACACAAAACCAUGUGGGAAGGGAAAAUAAAAAUGAUGGGUAAAUUGGGUCUCAAAACUAAACAAAACAAGGUCAAUUUUGAAGCAAGGGCUUCAUACUAAAAAUGAUAUUUUCAAAUGAAAUGUUUGCUGUGUUUUAUCAAAAUAUGAAAAAAAAUAACCACAAAAUAUAAAUUUUUACAGCAUGCAUUCUAAAGGCUUUAAAAGUCCUUUCGAUUAUAAAACUUUUCCUCCUUCAUUAAGAAUUGAUGUGCUGAAAUUUUAUUUUUUUUAUUCCGUUUUCUCCAAAACCACAGGGGGCAGAUUUGUAAUCCAAAUAUUAUGAUAAAAAAUGUGGCCUUACAGUAACCGUUUCAGUAAUUAGCUUCUCAGUUGUUUGUGUUGAAUUGGAUAGUGUGAUUUGACCACAGUAACAUACAUAGGGGCCUAGUUGCAAUCUCCAUGCACUGGUCUCUCAUAUGUGCUUUUGUAUAAAGUGCUCAGCAGAUUCAUCUCUAAGAGACUUUUACAAAGAGUGUCUCAAAUUUUUUCCGAAAUGAUGUGAUUGUGUUGUUGUCCUAUGAAAAGCGUCCCAGUCCAAACAUUUUCUAUUUAAAUGAAUUCAGACAAGACUGAUUUGACUUUGAUUGAACAAGCGGAGUUCUUACUUCUUACAUUGUAUUGAAAAAGUACAUGAAUAUUUCAUUGGUUUUGAAUUAUGAUGUAUUAAAAUUGUCUGAAAGGCUGCUGCUCUGUCACUCUGGUCAGGUGCUGUCUUGACCUUAGAGAUUACAAAUGUACUGCACUUGCCUUAUAAUGGAUGAUAUUAUGCUGCCAUGAGUCCGGAUGGCCCCUGACCAGUUUUAUAGUUUCAGGGCAAUCGAAGACUGACUUGACCUGUCAAAUAUCAUGAGAGUGGGCAUGUCCUUAAAAUUUAUGCUUAGAAAACCGUCCAGAAGUUGCAAAAAUACCAGCUCAGAAUGACGUUUAGACAAUUGUCCAGAUGUGAGCAGUUUUUUUCUUCAAAUUUCUUAUCUUAAUUAAUACUUAUGAUUGCGACCUUUCUCAGUGCAUGUACAUAGUGUGUUUGUAUGAUUGAGUGCAUUUUGCAUUUUGGGUUCAUAUACCAUUUGUACACUAAUUUCUUUAUAAGGCCAAGGCACAUAGAAGAUGUGUUGCCACAUAAUGCGCAUGUUAUGAUUGACACAUGAACGAAAGUUCAGGGUACAUUGCACAUUGGUUCCAAAAGACUUCUGUUCAUGCGUGAAUCGUGCCAUGUGAUGAAACACAUCAUUAUGGUGCAUGUCAUCAAGGCUUGUCAUCAUGGUGCCUUGGGCCAGGUUUACAUCUACAGGUUAUCCUGUCCUGGCCAAAUACAGCUGGUCUCAUUAUUUCAUACAUGUACAAUCAUCUUUGUUUAGGAUGGGAGCAUCAUGUUGUGAACUGUGUGCUGUUCUUUUGUGCUUAACAUGUGCUAUGUUUUUUGCGUAAUUUAAUCUAGAUAUUGAAUGUAAAUUAGAAGUGUUUCCUUGGUAGGAUGUGAGUGUUCCUGUGGUAGACUAUGACCUGUCAAAUAUGGUGCCACUACACAGAUUAUCUGGUGAAAGAGACUCAGUAGCUUAGGUGGUCAGUGCUUUUAGGUCACGGAGUUCUUCCCGAGUGCAAAAGUUAGUUUCCCUCUUGCUUUAGACAUUUUCAGGGCAUGCUACGCUACAUGUACCUUGGAAGAGCAAUCCUACCUUGCUCUAGAAUUUGUUAAAGGGUUUCUAUUGGGCCGCUCUACCUUUAAAAAUUGCUGGCCACAUUACCUUGUGUUGCACACUGGCAAAACUUCAUGAAUAUCAAGCAGGGCACCCCCACCUUGAGAAAACCUUGAGAAGAACUCUACACAAUGUACAGUGAAUUUAAGAUAAUUUAACUACAUUUGUUUUGUAAUUGUACUUAAUUGAAACGGUGGAAAUUGUCUGAUUUUCUUUUGUAUCUAUAGUACACCUCGGACACUGAAUGAUUUGCAACAUGUAUGACAUGUUGUUAUUCUGGCUUGAGUCGGGUUGCUGUCCUCGUCCUGGUGAUGAGUGCCAGUUUUGCCCCACUUUGUUAUUUGUUUAUCGUUGGCACUGGGAUCGAUAAGUGCUUUGUCAACUCGAAUGAAAAUGCCACACAACCUACAUCAUUGGCCUUUCCAUCUACUGACACUCUUUUAAAGAGUCGCUCAGUGUCUUUAUCAUAUUUCAUUCAGAGUUUUGUCUUCAUGGCAUAAUGGGUGAUAUGAAUAAAGACUAGCAAAUGCUUUUAUUUCAAUUUUGUACAGAAAGGCCUAGUGUAAAUGUACAUGGAGUUUCAGAUAAAAGCAUUUGCUAGUCUUUAUUCAUAUCACCCAGUUUGCCUUGGGAAGGUGCUUUCUAGUUUGUAACUAGUGAGCCUUUGUUCAAGAUGGCCAGGCCCAUUUGAAGGUGGAGACUUGCCUGCCAAGCUCCUCCUUCAGAAACUAUUGAAAAAUUGAAAUAAUUCUGUCUGCAAAUCAAGAGGUGUUACUGUAUUAAUGCGGCAAGCUCGCACUGUUGUUGCAUCGAAUUGAAUACACUAGUUCUUGUCACAGCAGGCUUGUCAGAAUCCUUUGUCAAAUAAAUUUUAUCCGGGUAUAAGGCUCUUGAGUUCCUUUCACAUCUCAAUUCUAUAUGCCACAAUAGAGCCAAACAAGUCAAAUGUUGUUCAUAAUAGACAUAUUCAGUUUGAUGAACCCGUGUGAAGUUGCUUUUCUCAUGUUCUGUGAACUGUACAUAAGGCCUAUCACCAUUAUCGAAGUUCUCAAUAAAACUAAAUCAGUGUCCUAA
Molecule: messenger RNA, 6196 nt
Organism: Lineus longissimus
Lineage: Eukaryota; Metazoa; Nemertea; Pilidiophora; Heteronemertea; Lineidae
Product: neutral alpha-glucosidase AB-like
Exons: 2
Coding region: 135-2924 (929 amino acids)
Biological process (GO): carbohydrate metabolic process; N-glycan processing
Molecular function (GO): carbohydrate binding; alpha-glucosidase activity
Source: RefSeq, a predicted model, not a curated record